CGGGAAGGCGGAGGGGGGGGGGAGCUGCCGCCUGCGCCCGCCCUCAGUCGCGCUUGCGGAGCCGCAGCCGAGCGCAGGGCGCAGCGCUGUCCCUUCAGCACCGCUCCCCCCCGCGCGCCUCAUUACCGCAAAGAAAAAUUAACGGAAAGCUUUCCGCACCACCCGCCGCCCCCCCCCUUCCCUUCCUCGCCUCCGCCUUCCCCCGCCCCCCCCCUUUCCCCCUCCCCACCCCUCGCCGCAGCGCCCGGGCCGAGCCGCCGCCAGUGACCGCGUGGUUUGCAGUCUGGAAAGCAAGGUCCAAGAAUGGUGAAGCUGGGGAGUAAUUUGAACGACAAGAACAGCAAACAACCAUCCAACGAAGAUGGUUUUCAGACAGUUCCUUUGAUCACACCUUUGGAAGUAAAUCACCUGCAGUUCCCGGCUCCGGAAAAGGUAAUUGUGAAAACAAGAACAGAAUAUCAGCCUGACCAGAAGAACAAAGGAAAACUCAGAGUGCCCAAAAUUGCUGAAUUCACAGUCAGUUUCACUGAUGGUGUAACAGAAAGACUAAAGGUCACUAUUCUCAUAAGUCUGGCUCUUGCAUUCCUUGCCUGCAUAGUGUUUCUUGUGGUAUACAAAGCCUUUACUUACGACCACAGUUGCCCAGAUGGAUUUGUUUAUAAGCACAAGCGGUGCAUCCCGGCCUCGCUGGACGCAUACUACUCUGCACAGGAUUCCAACUCCCGGGGCAGGUUCUACACCGUCAUCAGCCACUACAGCAUGGCCAAGCAGACCAGCUCCCGGGCCGUAUCGCCCUGGCUGUCUUCAGGAUCGGUAAACCACGAAGCCAAGGCUGCCAAGACAGAAGGUCAUUAAAGUUAACGAGUGGUGACAGGCGAAGUUGGAGGGUGGGGGGACAACACCAUGUCUAUACUGCAUUGCUCUAGCUGAGGGUGUUGUGCUAACAGCACGACAGGAAUAAAUAAAACCCAAGUGCAGGAGUCAUCUUAAUGGAUAUUUCUUUUCGUGCAUUGUUCUCGUUGAUUUGUAACCGAGUCGAGCUCUUGUACAAAGGCAUGUUUGAUGUUGACUGUACCUUACAAUGUAAAAAUAUUUUUAAAUCAUUGCUUAACUAUUUGUUAGAAAAAGAAAUUAAAAAACAAAAAAAGCAAUUAGAUAAACAGCCAGAGAGAAUAAAAGCAGCAAAGAGAAUCCCGCAAAGUUUUACCAUUGCUGGAAAGCUGUGACAGAAGCUUAACAUGCAGUGAAGGAACAGCUGAAAUCCUUCCGAGAGAGAGGGUAGAAAGAACUUGGUACAAAGACAUUGUGCUGCUGUUUAGCUUGCCAAAGGGGGGAUAUUUUGCUGUCAAAUUGAAUCUAGCAUCAGUGUUCAUUUGCUGACAGAGAAAUACAAGCAUUCCCUCCUCCCUCAAACAUACACACGUGCAAACACACAUGCACACACACCCCUGCGCAGUGGCCUAGGUAAAUCCAGAAAGAUCUAGGCAUUCGUAAUGAGCCGCCACUGUGCUGGUGACCUUGGCUGGGCUCUGAGGCUGAAACCCUGGUUGCUAUUUGGAUAUGGAGCAGGAUGGAAGCAGACAGAGGCUGCUAUAGUGAAAUAAUGAAUAUACUUCUGAGCACAGGACUAGGAGUCAGGAGAUCAGGGCUUUAUUUCUGCUUCUGGCACGGAUUUCCUGCAUGACCUUUGGCAAUUUACAUGAGGCUUCAUCCUUUGGGACCUCUCCUGAGGGUCACCAAGAGACACAGAAAUGCCAUUAUGAAUUGAGGUGCCUCUCGAGAGUGGUGAUAGUAUAGAACAGUAUUGAGCCUCUAACUUUUCAGCCCCUAAUUUUCCCUUGCCCAUGAAAUGGGAUGAUCCUACUUCCCUUCUUCAGCUUCAGAUACUUCAGUAUUUAAUGUCAUUCUAGGUAAUUAGAGAGGGAUGGCUGUAGGAUGUUCUCAGAGUACAAGGGUCCCAUCAAGUCUCUGCUUGCAGACACAGACCAGGCCCCAAGCUUAAUCCAGUCAUGGCCAAUGGAAAACAUCCUCUCCCCACAAAUGGCAUGUGCAAUUAGUGCAGAUUGGUGGGAUUUAAAAAAAAAACAACAAUUCUCUUUUUUCAGGGCUGCAAGCUGUUGCUGCAAAGCAGCUCUGCUCCUUGGUAGCGCAGGCAAGGUGAGACUGAGCAGGAGAAGCAGCGUGCACAGGGAGGGCAAGGUUCACAUUUAACUAAGGCUGCUUUUUCAGAUUUGUGGCUAGACUGGGAUGGAAAUUAGGAACUGGCCCCUUCUUCCCCUGCAUUGGGCAGUUUUGUCCUCCAUUUCGCAUACAUAGACACUAGAGGGUGUAAAUGAGGGCAGAACUCCUCAGUCCUAACAGGCAUCAUGAUAAAUAACUGUAUAGUGUAGCUAAAAAUGUAGUGCCAAAUGCCAUUGUCUGAUUUCCUACCCUUCGUUCCCCUUCCACCUGUAAAUUCAUUUCUCACUGAAAAUGUACAAACCAACCCCUCCACCAACAAUCAAAACUCCAGCAAACCACUGAACAGUUUAUAAUUUUGUGGUGUAUUUUUUGUCAGUAGGUAGCAGAGACUGAAGUAUUUUUUGGUGUAAUUCUUGAACUUUUCUGACGGGAUUAAAAUAAAGCUAGAUGUGACUGAG
Messenger RNA from Aquila chrysaetos chrysaetos, 2639 nucleotides. It is a transcript of the gene NSG2, whose product is annotated as neuronal vesicle trafficking associated 2. NCBI's taxonomy places the organism in Eukaryota, Metazoa, Chordata, Aves, Accipitriformes, Accipitridae. Gene Ontology annotation, biological process: endosomal transport; clathrin coat assembly; G protein-coupled dopamine receptor signaling pathway. The record is from RefSeq and is a predicted model, not a curated record. Gene Ontology annotation, molecular function: clathrin light chain binding. The transcript is spliced from 5 exons. Bases 304 to 855 code for a protein of 183 amino acids. Gene Ontology annotation, cellular component: membrane; endosome.